UUUGUGUAAUUCAGCUAAUGAUACGGAAAUAGUCGAGGAUAUUCGGUGCAUGUGCAAGUGGCUAUAUCGGGUUCAGGUGAAAACAAAAGUGCGCGCCUCCGAACUAGCAUCGACUAACAGCUGCGAAGUGGAAGGUGUGUGAAAGUGGAAGGAAGAAGGCGAUCCUCGACUACGACGUGAUUGCAUCAUUAAUAUACGUUGAAUCACACUUGCUAUCGUAAAUCAUGAAAAGUAUAUAAAAGCGUUAUCAUAACGGAAGAUUUUUGGUGACAAGAAGUGGCAAUAAAAGUAAACAUUUCCACUUUGGAAAAAGUUGAUUAUUCCUAAUAUGAAUUUUUGGAUUGUUUACGAUAAAAGUUAUUGAUAUCGAUGAUUGCCGAAUGCCUCGCUAUGGAUAACUUGAAUGGGGCCGCAAUUAGUUUAGUGUGGGAAUAAGUGAAACUGGCUUAGUGUGUUGGGUGGUAGUUAAAUUGUUGGUUGAAAUAGUUCAACUAUUUGUUUUUGGUGAUAAAAAUAAACUGACAAAAUGUCGGUUCAAGCAAAGCGUCAACAUUGUUAUUUGUGCGAUUUGCCGCGGAUGCCGUGGGCAAUGAUUCACGAUUUUACGGAAGCUGUAUGUCGAGGAUGUGUUAACUAUGAGGGAGCGGAUCGUAUCGAGCUGGUUCUGGAUACCGCCCGGCAGAUGAAACGGAUCCAUGCCAGUGGUGGCGGUGGCGGCAGCGGAAGUGCAUCAGCUGGAGGUGGCAGCGGUGGCGGUAAACGAGGCGGUGGCCACGAAAACGGUGAAAUGCCACCGCACAGAUCUGUUCCACAGGCACACCAUCACUACUCGGUACGAGCCGGGCCGAAUGGGCCGGCGCUUGUCGAUUUCACACCGAAGCACGAGCCGCACGACAUGCCGGGUGGUGUCCGUCCCGGGGCUCGCCUCCAACAGCAUAUUCCGCCACAUCACAUGCCACCGCACGCCAACAGGCAGCAGGUUCCACCGGCGCUAUCCGUCAAUCUGAAACGACCCCCGCCGGAGGACGACGAGCACGGUCCGAUGGAUGGGCCGACGGGCAGUGCCAAACGAGGCGCCGAGGACCCGUCGGUUGCCAUUCAGCAGCGACCGCCGCUGACACGGGGCGAAUCCCUGCCGGCGGUACCGUUCGUUCCGGACCGGCAGCCCAGCUACAAGGACAAACACCCGGUGCGGACUGCUUCCUUCGAUACGGCCAACUUCAAACCGACCGCUACUGACCUCAAACGGUGGAUACUACCGAAUGUAGCACCAAACGACUAUGUUGCAACAAUGAAUUCAG
Molecule: messenger RNA, 1301 nt
Organism: Armigeres subalbatus
Lineage: Eukaryota; Metazoa; Arthropoda; Insecta; Diptera; Culicidae
Product: interferon regulatory factor 2-binding protein 2-like
Exons: 3
Biological process (GO): regulation of transcription by RNA polymerase II
Cellular component (GO): nucleus
Molecular function (GO): transcription corepressor activity
Source: RefSeq, a predicted model, not a curated record